Molecule: messenger RNA, 870 nt
Organism: Hydra vulgaris (swiftwater hydra)
Lineage: Eukaryota; Metazoa; Cnidaria; Hydrozoa; Anthoathecata; Hydridae
Molecular function (GO): protein dimerization activity
Source: RefSeq, a predicted model, not a curated record
AUGACAACCUUCUGGUUCAAAGCGCUGCAAGCAAUAAACUAUGUCAGCGUGUCAUUUCAAUCAGAAAACAUUACUUUAGAUGAUGAGAUGAAACUUAUGAAGAUUCUUAUUGAGGAUAGACUUAGAUCUUCUUGGCCCGAAUUAAUUAAUGAAGCACAUUUAGUUACCUCCGGUCUAGCUAGUUAUGGGUUUCAGUCAAAACUAGUUCAAAAAAGGACAAGAAAGAGGAAAACUUUUUACAAAGAAACAAGGAACGAAGUUCAUUUCUUAGAAAACGAUGAAAAACAGUUUGAGGUGAAUGUAUUCAACACCGCUCUCGAUACAUUAAUUCAACAAAUAAAAGACAGAUUUCAAGCUGCAGAAAAGACAACUAACAGUUUUUCUUUUCUAUGGCUCUCAGAAUCUAAUAGUAGGUCGAGUGAGGAAAAAGAAAUUGAACAACCUAGCCUGGAGGAAAAAUGUAAAACUUUGGCGCAAAUGUAUGUGAACGAUGUAGAUGAAGACAAACUUAUUUUAGAGGUCCGUCAUCUGGAUACUCUAAAGCGUGCCAAUCUUUUCGGUCCAAAAGAAUAUCUCACUUCAAUGAAACUAUUAAAUGGAAUUUAUCAAAAAGGUCUAGAGUCUAUCUUCGAAUCAACAUGCAUUUUAUUACGUAUUUUUAACACAAUUCCCGUUUCCAUCGCCGAAGGAGAGCGGUCUUUCAGCAAGCUUGGUCUAGUCAAGACAACACUAAGAUCUACAAUGAGUCAAGACCGGCUUACCGAUCUCUUAGUUAUAUAUAUUGAGCACGAUCUAGCAAAAAGUCUGUGCUACGACGAGGUCAUUGAAAAUUUUGCUUUAAAUAAAGCACGGAGAGUCAAAUUCUUAUAA